Doryrhamphus excisus (bluestripe pipefish) is the source of this 2173-nucleotide messenger RNA. RefSeq names its product opsin 8, group member c (gene opn8c). Gene Ontology annotation, biological process: G protein-coupled receptor signaling pathway. The record is from RefSeq and is a predicted model, not a curated record. NCBI's taxonomy places the organism in Eukaryota, Metazoa, Chordata, Actinopteri, Syngnathiformes, Syngnathidae. Gene Ontology annotation, cellular component: membrane. Gene Ontology annotation, molecular function: G protein-coupled receptor activity.
UCUCAUAAUAAUGCUUUUUCUCAUAAAUUUCUGACCUUAUUCCCAUAAUAUUACAACUUUUUUUCUCGUAAAUGUACUACUUUAUUCUCAUAAAUGUACACCUUUACUCUCAAAAUCUGAGAUUACUUUUAUUUCCAAUGUCUCUCGAAUCCUUGGUCGUAAACCCAGCUCAGGUUCCCCUUGAUGGAAAACUGGAAUAUGAAUACCAUUCUGGCAAUAUCAGCAUCUAAAUUGUGACUGGUGUGGAUGUAUUGGUAAAUGUAUUAUUUAAAUGGAUUUCCCCUGGCAGGUUAUUUGCUCAGACUUACCGUUACCAUAGGUUACCAUGGUGACAGGUCCUCCACUUUUCUAGAAAAGCGCAUGCAUGCACUAUGGAGUGUGUGGUUCUGGCGUUUACUUUCAGUGACGGAGAAGACUCAAGGGACUUGGUAGAGAUGCUCCUGAACUGCACGUCAGACAACCGGACCAGCUCUUUGUUCACCUCCAAACUGAGCGCCGCUGCAGACAUAUGUGUGGGCCUGGCCAUCCUCUCCAUGGUUGUGCUGUCAGUUCUCGGCAAUGGCGUCGUCCUGCUGAUCUGUUACCGCCGCCGCAAGAAGAUGGCGAGCACCGAGCUCCUCUGCGUCAACCUGGCCGUGGUGGACUUCCUAUGCUGCAUCUGCUUCUACCCGCUCUCCAUUUUGUCAUCCUUCCGACACGCGUGGCUGGGAGAAAACUUCACCUGUGUUUACUAUGGCCUGGGAUGCUUCAUCUUCGGCCUGUGCGGCAUGUUCACCAUCGCCGCCAUAAGCAUCUUCCGCUACCUGAAGACGUGCUACAGCUUGGUUUAUGCUGUGUGGCUGGAAGGCACCAACAUCCGGCUGCUGUGUUGCGGCAUCUGGCUGGUGGCCACAGUGUGGUCCAGCUUCCCUCUUUUCGGCUGGGGCGAGUACGUCCCCGAACCCUACGGACUGUCCUGCACCAUCGCCUGGCGCGGUUAUCACACCUCCGCUAAGGACGCCUUCUACGUCAUCUGCUCCUUCAUCUGCUUCACGCUGCUGCCCGUCCUCCUCAUCGUGGUGUCCCAGUGUCAGAUCAUCUACAAGGUGUCCCGCUUUUCGUACUCUCUGUCGGCACGAGGCAUUCAGAACAACCUGCGGCAUGCUGAGAAACGACUCUCCAUGAUGUUUUUCUGCAUCAGUCUCGGUUAUGUCGUUGCCUGGGCGCCAUACGCUAUUGUGUCCUUCCUUUUCAUAUUCCACAAGGAGAACCAGUACAUGGCUCCAGAGGGCUUCGUGUUCCCUGCCCUCUUCGCCAAAAGUUCCCACAUCUACAACCCCUUCAUUUACUUCUACUUCAACAAGACUUUCCAGCGGGAGCUCCAGUCCCUGCUCAUGUCUUUCUUCCCCAAGAUGGGAGGAAAUCGGGUCGGGGUCCACAUAGCCCCUGACCCCAUCCAUAUCCAGCUCCAGGACAGAAGCAAUGUGGGGAAGCGGUCUGCUUUAUCGCACGAUCACAUGCACAGCAAGGGUAGGGUCAAAUGCAGCAAAGGUACCAACGGUACCCCCACCCAUGGUAGACUGGUGCCCAAUUGUUGGGUGUCCUCACCAAAGAAUGUCCCCAUCAUCUUGGAAAAUAAACCUGUCAGUGACUCUUUGUCUGCUUAUACGGACUCGAUUUAGAGCCAUCUAUAAAAUCAUAGAAAAUAUGUAUAAAUGACAUUUUAAACAAUAGAAAAAGUAAAAUAACAACACCUGUUUAUCAUCGGUCAUCAUUUCAACAGACCCCCACUUGACAUGAAGUCAAACUACAUUCAUGCAACCCUCCAAGAACGAAGGCUAUGUACUAAUUACGCAUUUUCCAUAUUCACUGUGGAUGCAUGUUUUGAAUAAAUCUUGUAAUUGAAUGUGAACAAUAACCCAUAGACACAUUAGAGAUAACGCAUCGUUUGAAUAGCUGUAUUGAUUGCAUAUACAGGAUGACUGAAUGUUCCCUCUAAUUGCACAUUGUUGUGACCGGACUCCUUGGUUAUGAUGUUGUGCUUGUAUCAUUCUGUACAGGGUAUGACAAGUUCAUUAUCUAGCUAUAGUCACUUCCAGUUGACAUUUCCAUCUAGUCUGGAUACACUGUACAUAUUCACUUGUAUUAAUAUAGUUGAUAAAUUUAUGCUUCCACAUUCAACAUACUGGUGCAG